Ylistrum balloti is the source of this 858-nucleotide messenger RNA. Its product is annotated as fibroleukin-like. The record is from RefSeq and is a predicted model, not a curated record. The coding region runs from base 1 to 858 and encodes 285 amino acids. NCBI's taxonomy places the organism in Eukaryota, Metazoa, Mollusca, Bivalvia, Pectinida, Pectinidae. The transcript is spliced from 5 exons.
AUGUAUAUGUACUGUGUGAAUUGUUUUGUUACGCCGAGUAAGUAUUUUCAUGUUGGAAACGGUAACGUGAAUGAAGCGACACUUCUGACGACCUCAAGCAGCAGCCAUGCUCUCCUCUACUGCGCUAAAGAGUGCGAGGACCCAAGGUGUAUGUCAUUUAGGUACAGUGCUGACACUAAACUGUGUAGCAUAUUUUCCAGUGUACUCUCUGUUUCAUCUGGGUCCAUUAAUACCGAUGACAAGUAUUUCCAGAAGGCAAGUGGAGUCAUUAAUUGUGCUCCGAUCAACGUUUACGGGAAAUUGGCAAAAUGUAAUCGUUUCAACUCCGAAAGCUGGACGAUUGUACAAAGGAGGUAUGAUGGGACGCUGACUUUCGACAAAACAUGGAACGAGUUCAAAGCAGGAUUUGGAGAUCUUGACGGAGAAUAUUGGAUUGGUAACGAAGCCUUACACCUCCUAACACAGGGAAGCAAACAAAUCGCCAUGUUUGUUUUGGAAGAUUGGAAUGGUGUUGAAAAAUACGCUCAAUACGACAACUUCUACAUAUCUUCAGAAACAGACAAAUACAGGCUAACGGUCUCUGGCUAUAGUGGUACAGCAGGUGAUUGUUUGUCAUUCCAUAACGGAUAUCAAUUUUCGACCAAAGACAGCGACAAUGAUGUUCUUUCUGGCAAUUCCUGUUCUCGGGAAUACGAUGAAACGGGUUUCUGGUUUCAUCAAUGUCACGCAUGUAACAUCAACGGAGUAUAUGUGACGGAUAAUGGAGCUGAAGAAACACAUGCCCUUAUUUGGAGAACAUUUUCUGAACGAUAUCAACCAAUGAAGAAAUCGAGAGUGAUGCUUCGAUCUGCACUGUAA